Messenger RNA from Zingiber officinale, 2834 nucleotides. RefSeq names its product heterogeneous nuclear ribonucleoprotein Q-like. Gene Ontology annotation, molecular function: mRNA binding. Lineage: Eukaryota; Viridiplantae; Streptophyta; Magnoliopsida; Zingiberales; Zingiberaceae. Gene Ontology annotation, cellular component: nucleus. The record is from RefSeq and is a predicted model, not a curated record. The transcript has 12 exons. Bases 183 to 2492 code for a protein of 769 amino acids.
AAAGGAGAAGGAAACCCUACGCAUUGCAAUUCGCGAGGUGGACUGGAAGAUCACGAACGCGCCUCGCUUCGAAUCUACUUUAGGGGUUUUCUUCUCUCUGCUCUGUUUCUUUUGGAUACGUUUUCUUGCAAUUCUUGGUUUCGCGGUGGUGAUUGCUGUAGCAGAUAUUCUCUUCUUUGAUUAUGAGGACGCGAAAAGCCGACGCCGACGCCGAGAAAUCUGGAGACGCCAAAAAGACGCCUCCACCGAAGAGAGGUGCUGCCGCCAAAGCAGCAGCGACGCCCAAAUCGACCCCGAAAUCUGGAGGCAGAAAAGUGGGGAGAAGGCAGUCAGCGGGCAAAGCUGCUACUUCUACCCCGGUUUCUGUGACCCCUGACCCUAAGCUGGAACCUGAAGUGGUGGAGUCGGAUACUUCUCCUUCCCCAGAUGAGAAGAAACCAGAAGAAGUUACUCUAGAGGAGUUUGCGGAUGUAAGGGAGGAAACCUCGUUGGAUCAGAAGGCUGCUGUAGCAUCUCCUUUGAUAGAUGAGGUGGCUGUGGAAGAGUUGGCUGAUGAAAAAACUUCACCGGCUUCUGUAGCAGCUCCUUUGAAGUAUGAGUUGUCUGUGGAAGAAAUGGCCGAUGGAAAGGGGAAAAGUUCACCGGGCGAUAAGCUUUCCGUAGCAGCUUCUUUGAAUGCUGAGGAGGCUGUGGAAGUGUUGGCAGUGGAACCUGAAGCUGAGAAGAGGAAGGAGGAAGAAGAAAAAGAGAAAGGACACACAAUUGAGGUGACACAAUUAGAUGCAACGGACACAGGGGAUAACACUUACAUGUUGAGUAAAGAAGAUUCUACUGUUGUUGUUGUUGAUCAGCAGAUGGAGGAGGAACUGGUUCAGGAAGUGGAAUUAAAUCUGGAUGAGAUAAAUGAGCCUGCUGGAGAUGAAUUGGCGUACAUGGAAGGAGAUGCCAGAAACGUGACAGGGCAGGGCGCUACUACUGCACUGAAAGAGGAAGAAGAGCCUCAAAUUGAGGAGGAUGAGCGGAUGGAAAUCUCUGACAUGGUUCAAAGGAGAAAGAUGAAAAAAGAGCAGGAGAUAUUUGUUGGGGGCUUGGACCGUGAUGCGAUUGAAGAGGAUUUAAAAGUGGCUUUUGAGAAGGUCGGAGAAGUUGUAGAAGUCCGUCUUCAUAAGGAUUUUGCUACUAAUAAGAACAAGGGGUUUGCUUUCAUAAAGUUUGCCAACAAGGAGCAGGCUAGCCGAGCAUUAUCUGAAUUGAAAAAUCCUAUUGUACGUGGCAAGCGAUGUGGUACUGCACCCAGUGAAGACAAUGACACUCUAUUUCUAGGGAAUAUCUGCAACACAUGGACAAAAGAAGCUAUCAAGCAAAAACUAAAGGAUUAUGGAGUGGAAAGAGUCGAGCAUAUUACUCUUGUUUCGGACACUCAAAAUGAGGGACUAAGUCGUGGAUUUGCUUUCUUGGAGUUCUCUUGCCAUGAGGAUGCAAUGCUAGCUUAUAAACGUUUACAAAAGUCAGAUGUUAUAUUUGGCCAUCCUGAUAGGACUGCCAAAGUGGCUUUUGCUGAGCCAUUACGUGAGCCAGAUCCAGAAGUCAUGUCUCAAGUUAAAUCGGUCUUUGUCGAUGGUCUGCCUCCAUUUUGGGAUGAAGAUAAAGUCAAAGAGCAAUUUAAAGAUUUUGGAGAGAUUGAAAAAGUUGUGCUGGCAAGGAAUAUGUCAACUGUCAAAAGGAAAGAUUUUGGAUUUGUUAAUUUUACUUCUCACGAAUCGGCUGUUGCUUGUGUUGAAGGUAUAAACGACACAGGAUUGACUGAUGGGAAAAUCAAGAUGAAAGUGAGGGCUAGGCUUGCAAAUCCAUUGCCCAAAACUCAAGCUGUAAAAGGUGGGAUGAGUGGUGGCUAUCGUAUUGGCUACACUGGUUUUGGAGCUUACUCUAGGUUUGGUAGAGGGUUUGGUAGGGGUAGGUUCCCUUCUUUCAGAGCAGGCUUUCAAGGUGGAAGAGGUGCUAACUUUCAUGGACAUGGUAGGGGAGGAAGGUUUUCCUUUGAAGCUGAUAGUGGUUUGGAAGGAUCUUCUGAAUUCCACUUCAGGAGGCCCUUUGGAAGUCGAGGUGGUAGGGGUUUUCCUACAUCAGGAAGACAUGAUAUCUUUAGAGGCCAGGGCCAAGCCUUUUCAUCUAGAAGACCAUUUCUAUCAGUGGGUGAAUUUGGCAGACCUUUUGGUGGUAGCUAUGUUAGUGAAGACCCUUAUUUAUAUGGAGAUGCAGGACAUAGUAUGAAACGACCAUUUUCUAUGACGGAACAUGAUUCUGAGUAUAUGGAAUAUCAAAAUAGGGUUCGCCCUCGUUAUGACUACCCUGAUUCAAUGCAUGAUGGAGCUCGUUACAGAGAUUUUGGAAUGGGUGGUUUCUAUGGACACGAUUACUAUGGUCCAAAUUACAAUGAUGGCACGUAUCCAUCAUAUGGUGGUGCACACUUUGGGCGUGGUUACUAUUACUGACUUGCAAUGUUGUGUAGUAAUUUGCGGAUGAUGAAUUGAAUGCGGCAAGGAUCUGUGUAGAAGCUGACAAUCUUAGUUUAUUGGCUUCGUAGUAGUUAUAGUCUAUAUAAACUAUCUAUUUUGGUCGUGGGCUAGAUAUUUAGCACUGUUUCUUUGUUUGUUCCUUUUGUGAAACUGUUUAGUAGAUUUGUUAUUAUACAUUAAUCUAUGGAGAGUCUUGUGGUUGAAUUUGAUCAUGGAAGCUUUAUGUUUGCAACUGAAUCAACUUUUAGAACAAGUGAUGUUGAAGUCAAUGGAGAUUGGUUAAUCUGAAUUGUUGAUUGGUGGAUAGUUAUGGUGGAA